Messenger RNA from Drosophila serrata, 795 nucleotides. RefSeq lists its product as uncharacterized. The record is from RefSeq and is a predicted model, not a curated record. NCBI's taxonomy places the organism in Eukaryota, Metazoa, Arthropoda, Insecta, Diptera, Drosophilidae.
CACACUGGCCGUGUGUGUGCGAGAGCGAGCGAGAGCGCUGUCAGCCAUUUCCUUUCGUCGUUCGCCUCUUUCCGGUGCGUUGAAAGUUUCGCCGCUCGUUUUUCGUUUGCGGCUUGUUUUCCUUUUUUUGGCCCUUCAGUUGGCAGCGAGCAUUUCCUUAAGGCAAACGCGGCUCUGAUUUGCCCUCCGCGAGUGCUCUGUGUGUGCCAGGACUUCGAUUCGAUUUAGAUCCUUCGAAGGAGAACUCAAAAAAUCGCGUAACGCUUCCCAGCGUCGAUCAUGGCUCUGGUGGCCCACAGGAUGAUGCUGCCCUCGCGGCACCGUCGCACCACUCAGCAGGUGGCCCGCAACAAGGUGGGCGUCCUGCUGGUGCCCAGCGUGGCGGACUACUACAGCGGCGAUGUGGUCCCGCCCGCGGCCACGCCCCUGCCCACGCCAGCGGUCUCGCAGCUGAACCUGCACCCGGAUCCGGCUGAAGCAGCCGUGGAUGGCAGCGGCAGCGGAAAAGUGAGUGCAACAAGUCGGUGCAACGUCCCAGAUUCAGUGUGCAGAAGCGUGGAAAAUGGAAAGUGGAAAACGGGAAUUCCAAUUGGGUGGUAGUCGCGCCCGCCCAUUUCCUGGCUGGCUGUCUGACUUUCCUUCGACUGGCGCCAACUUUAUGCCGCUAAGUUUUGUUGUUCUUGGUCAUGGUUGGGAUUAGGAAUGUUGACUCUCUAUAUUAUGUAUACGACGUGUGUCUGUGGCGAAUAUAUAAGUGUGUGAGUGUCUGUCAAAUACAAAUUUAAAUACACACAG